Molecule: messenger RNA, 3441 nt
Organism: Candidula unifasciata
Lineage: Eukaryota; Metazoa; Mollusca; Gastropoda; Stylommatophora; Geomitridae
Source: the annotation of a GenBank genome assembly
AUGGAAUUAUCCUGGAGUUUACUAGUAUUACGCUGUGAAGUGUUCGUACUGCUUCUUCUGGUCAGGCUGGUUGUGGAUCAGGUGAUCAUCCGGCAAGAAUACCACACACAGGAGGAGGGAGGGGCCGGCGUGCUUAUUGGUAAUGCGGGUAAAGACAGCGGCUUGUACGAUAAAUUCCAGAAAGAUUUCCAGAAAGUUCUAUUCAAACCAUUCGAGCACGGCAACGAUUACAUCUCCUACUUCUCUGUCGAUUCAUCUAAUGGGGUCAUCCGCACGGCCAAGAACUUGGACCGGGAGACUAUCUGCCCUACUGACCCCAUUUGUUCUGUGAAGCUGAGUAUUCCCGUCUACAGCUCGCCCGCGGCGGCCUCCCCAAUUUUGGACAGCGUUUUAGAGGUGGUUAUUUUUAUCGAUGAUAUCAACGAUAAAAGCCCUACGUUUCCUAACCGAGUGGUCAAUCUCUCGGUACCGGAAAACCAGCCAAUCAACUAUCAGGUAGAGACCAGCGUGGCUACAGACGAAGACGCUCCGGGAGACAACUCUAGGAUCACGUACAGACUUGACCCUGCCAUUGACGUGUUUGAGCUGAGCACGGUCAGGACAGCAGACGGGGUCGAGGAUCUGGUCAUCACGGUCAAGAAGGUUCUAGAUCGGGAGACCAGAAGUCACUACCAGCUAAAGGUCGUGGCCACAGACCUGGGCAAGGAGCCCAAAUCUGGGACAGUGUUGAUAAACGUUUAUGUGGCAGACAUGAACGAUAACGCGCCCGUUUUUGGGCGGUUAAAUUAUUCAGUGAACAUACUGGAAAAUUCUGACGUGACCAACCCGGUUGUGAUAGUUUCUGCUAGUGACCAAGAUGAAGGGAACAACUCCCGUUUGUCUUAUGCCUUAAGCGCGCAAGUUUCUGCAGAGAUCCAAAACACUUUCGUCGUGGAGCAAAACACGGGGAAAAUUUUCACCAGGCGAGAGUUGGAUUUUGAGACCAAGAAAAACUACCAGUUCCACAUUGUCGUCUCGGACAACGGGAGCCCGCCGAAGUCAAAUUUCGCUUAUGUCACCGUAAAUUUGAUCGACGUCAACGACAACCCGCCAGUCAUUCAGGUCAACCAGGCACUGGAUGUGGGCAGUGUGGUGGAGAACGGGGCAGUGGGAAAGUUCCUGGCCUUCAUCAAAGUCUCUGACGCCGACAGUGGGCUCUAUGGGAAGGUUUCCUGCAGAAUUGAUGAUUCUAAUUUCAUUCUGGAAGCUGUAGAUGAUUCCAGCGUGGGGAUUUAUAAAAUCAAACUCAAUCAGAUGUUGGACAGAGAAGAGGCGCCAACACGGAAUGUAGUUAUUACGUGCCAAGAUGGCGACGUCCGUCCAUUGUCCGCGUCUGCUACACUUUCUGUCCCAAUCGAAGACGUCAAUGACAACUCGCCCAAAUUUGUGGACAGUAAAUUGUCCGGCACAGUUAUGGAAAAUGGAAAAGACGAUAUGUAUAUCAUGCAAAUUGAAACCGUAGACCCGGACAUGGGCGAAAACAGCCGAGUGACGUAUGCGAUUUCUGGGGGAAGGAAUGCCUCCCUAUUUGCGAUCAAUCAGACUUCGGGUGCUAUCUAUACUACGCGCAUGCUUGACAGGGAGAUCCAAAGUGAGUACCUGCUGGAAAUAACAGCUUCAGACCAUGGUGCCCAGCCUUUGGCGUCGUCUGCUACCGCAACAAUCAAAGUACUGGACGAGAAUGAUAACCCGCCAAAAUUCCGGAAGCAAGCUUUCCUCAACAGUAUAAAGGAGAACUUGCCUGCAGGAUCUCCAGCAGGAGAUGUGUCUGCCUACGAUGCAGACACGGGAGACAACGCCAAGUUUAACUUCUCUAUCGUUAGUCAGGGCCCUGGUGCUGAUGACGGGAUGUUGUUCACCGUUGACCCCAUGUCCGGCCUCCUCAAAUCUGAAGUAACCUUUGACCGAGAAGGGAAAAGGUUGUACAGCUUCCAGGUGAAGGUCGCCGAUCCCGCUGUGUCUACAUACUUCGAUAUCGCCAACGUUACUGUAACUAUAGAAGAUGACAAUGACCAUGCGCCUGUGGUUGUCAAACCCCCGCCAUCAGAUCGUACCUUUCGCUGUCCGUUUAACCUGACAGUUGGCAGCGUCAUUACAACUUUUGUUGCCACCGACCAGGACGACCCGCGACUUGUGGAGAUCUCGUUCUAUAUUCAGAACAAGGAGACUAAGAAACCGUUGUUUUCUAUUGACCCAACCUCGGGAAAGCUGCGACUAGCCAGGCAGAUCCGCCCAGAGGAUGUGACCACGUAUUCAUUGAACGUUGUUGUCAAAGAUGGAGUGGGUCCGUCAUCGCGAUCAACUGUUGUUGCUGUGUCCAUCACUGUUGAAGAAGGCAGUGAGGAAGCAAUGAGGGCCUUCAGUGAGGGCUCUAAAACUAACAUGGUUAUUGUUAUCAUCAUCAUCGCGGCAACCCUCGUCCUUGCCUUCAUCGUCAUUAUCGUCAUCUGCCUUAUCAGACGUGUGGAUAAAAAACGUCACGCCCAGAGUCAAUCUUCCGUGGCCAACAUGGACAACAAACUUUAUCAAGCUGCCCAGUGGGUCAGUACAGUGUCCGUGACAAAUGACCAUGGCCCUGAAGAGAUCAGAUCAACUUUGGAAGUUCCAGGAGAGAAGAAAAAGAAGAAAGAGGUUAGUUUUUCUCUUGAGGAUGAAGUGGUGGAGUCUCCUGAUACAAGUGGGUCUAUCUGCAGCGUCUUCUCGUCUCUGCCUAAUCCUGCUAAGGGAGGGACCAAACAAGUUGACUUCAUCGUUCUAAAUGGGAUGACCACUCCAGACUACAGCCAACAUCUGUAUGACGCAAACAGCACCUCGACUGACCAUCAGGACGAGCGCCAGUUUAUGGAGGUCAGACAGACGGAAGACAGGUACAGCGAUGCGUCCUCGGGAGACACCGGAACAAGUGACAGUGGGCGUGGCUGUAGUGAAGAUGAGAGUCAUGGUCACACAAACUCUUCUGUGGAUGGAGGUAAAUUGAUUAAUGCUCGCAAACUUCUACUGUCAAGUUCUCCAGCAAACGGAGUUAUACCAGUACCCGUUAAUCGCCUUUUACAAAAUUCGUGUUGGGUUACAAGGCUACUAUUAUCUGCCUUCCUGGCCGCCGGUCACCUUCAGUACUCCUCGACCAAAACUUUCCCUCCAUCUUGCCUCGCACAGUACUCCUCUGCCAACAAAACCCCUACACCCUGCCUCCCCCAGUACUCUAGAGUAAGAACGGCCUUGCACCCUGCCCUCUCUAGUAUUCUACCGACAAAGCACUUGGACCCUGCCUCCCCCAGUACCUCACUCAAGACACCCUUGCACUCUGCCUCUUCUAGUACUAUAACGAGGACGCCCCUGCACCCUGCCUCCACCAGUACUCUACAAAGACGCCCCUGUGCCCUGCCUCCCCCAGUACUCUAG